UUGUGAGCAGAAGUUGCAAUGGCAAUUUCACUCAAGAAGUACAUCCUGAAAAAACUUGGUCUGCUCCGCUCCCUAUCGGCCGACCAAAGAAAUGGGAACCAAGUCAUCCAGCAAAACAACGUGUACAAUCAACCCGCGGCAAUAAGCGCUGGCGUUCCCCAGGACAAUGUGUUACCCUCGGACCCGCAAGUCGACACGCACCAAUCAAAGCACACCGAGCCGCCUGGUGCGCCGUCCCGGUCACCGGACAGCCCUCUGACGCCGACCCGGCGCAACCAAGCUUUCAACUCGCCCCGCCAGGCCUCACGGCGCUUCUUCCACGGCAUGCUGGAUCACAGUCGCGUGAGCCCAGCGCGCCCCCGGCCGCCGCAGGAGCCGUCUGUCCGCGACGCCGGCCACCUGAAGGUAGUGCGCAACCGCCGACUGAUGAAGGAGUACCGCGAAAUCACGCGCAGCGUGGCGCGGCAGGCCGAGCCACCCUUUACUGUGGAGCUGGUCAACGACUGCCUCUACGAGUGGAACAUCCACCUGUUUAACAUCGAUCGCACCAGUGACUUGUACCGCGACAUGAAAGACUUGCACAUCCGCUGCAUUCAGCUCAACAUGGCGUUUCCGGAGAACUUCCCGUUCUCGCCGCCGUUCCUGCGCGUGCUGGCGCCGCGAAUUGAGCGCGGCUUCGUGAUGGCCGGGGGCGCCAUCUGCAUGGAGUUGCUGACGCCACGGGGCUGGGCCAGCGCCUACACGGUCGAGGCUAUCAUCAUGCAGUUCGCCGCCAGCCUCGUCAAAGGACAGGGCCGUGUGGACCCCAGGACCAAGAAGCUGAAGCACUUCAGCAAGCGCUCUGCCGAGAACGCCUUCAAGAGCAUAGUAAAGACGCACGAGAAGUACGGCUGGGUGACGCCACCGCUAACGGACGGCUGAGCCCGGCCUGGCUCAGUUAGGGGUGGCCCGGUCUGACGACCUCGGCGCUGGCUCGCACUACGACUGUCACUGUGACCGACUGCGACUGAGAACGUGACCCAAACGUCACUGCGACUGUAGCUGUGCCUGCGACCGUAGUCGGCUGACUGUAACUAUAACUGGGACUGGAACUGGGACUGAAAUGACUGAAUGACUGUGACUGUGCUCGUGACUACCACUGUGACCGUCACUACGCGUGGCGCCGUGUCGUCCGCCACCGUCACGGCCGUCACGCCUGCUACAGCGGACGCCACCGCGCCCGUGACGGUGACGGCCCGCACGACCGAAGCCGUGACUCUACCGUGCCCGUGACGACGGCCGUGCUCGCCGGACCGGCCUGAGCUCGGCCCGGCCGCGCAGUAGGACGUUGUGCUCAAUCUGCUCGGGCCCGCCACAGCUGGCAACUGCGACGUGCGCCGGCGGCCCGCGCCGCUCCUGCUCCGCAGCUGCUGAGCGGCUGCUCAGCUGUCAGCUGUCAGCUGGCGCGCGCGCCGUGCUCGCGCUGCGUCACGCGACCGCCGCCCCUGACGCCGUUGCUGAACGGGGACGGACCAAUGACCUCUAGGUGGUGAAUCAGUGUCACGCGCGCUGCUGCCCUCCGCGGAAGCUUCCAAUCACGUGGGCGACCGUCUCUGUGUGACUCAGUGGGUGUCGGUUGUAGUUCACUGUUGUGCGGACGUCGGGCCUGGCUCUGAUCGCGGAGCGCGGCGCAGGUUGGCCGUGGUCGCCCCACUUCCUGAGCAGAACUGAGCUGAGCUGCACUGAGCUGAGCUGAGCUGAGCUGCACGGAGCUGAGCUGAGCUG
Molecule: messenger RNA, 1764 nt
Organism: Pollicipes pollicipes
Lineage: Eukaryota; Metazoa; Arthropoda; Thecostraca; Pollicipedomorpha; Pollicipedidae
Product: ubiquitin-conjugating enzyme E2Q-like protein 1
Exons: 2
Coding region: 19-921 (300 amino acids)
Source: RefSeq, a predicted model, not a curated record